Eurytemora carolleeae is the source of this 1140-nucleotide messenger RNA. Its product is annotated as U8 snoRNA-decapping enzyme. NCBI's taxonomy places the organism in Eukaryota, Metazoa, Arthropoda, Copepoda, Calanoida, Temoridae. Bases 360 to 947 code for a protein of 195 amino acids. The record is from RefSeq and is a predicted model, not a curated record. Gene Ontology annotation, cellular component: nucleus. The transcript is spliced from 8 exons. Gene Ontology annotation, biological process: mRNA catabolic process; sno(s)RNA catabolic process. Gene Ontology annotation, molecular function: phosphodiesterase decapping endonuclease activity; snoRNA binding.
CGUCGUGUCGAAGCGACAGCUUAAAGUAGGUCGGAUGCACCAAUAUGCUGUUUUUAACGUGCCUAUCCGACCUACAGUGCAUCGGACCUAUCACAGCUGUUAAAACCACGUGCUUGUAGGUCGGAUGGGCAGUAGAGGGGGUGGGCGUAGGUCCAAAAAUACACCAUCCAUGGACCUACGUCUGCUGAAAAAACGAUCAUUUUGAAUGUCGUUUUUAAAAAAAACAUUUUUACGCUCCAUUGCCGCGUUCUAAACUCCUUGUUGUCGGUAUUGGCAAUUCUCAAUUUUAUCAUCAAGUUAAUCAAAAGUUUUUAAUCACUCAUUAAGCAAAGUCCUAGAAGACUUUUAACGUUGAAUUCAUGGAUUUGACUAGUUUUAAACCUGUAGACAAGAAUUAUAAGAUUUCUGCUGAGGAAAGACAAGCAGCUCACGUUAUGAUAUUCUCCAGGACUGAAGCAAAACUGUGGGAAAAACAUAAAAUCAGAGCUUUGGUAAAUAUGCAUAUGAGGUUUGAUGGAAAACUUGGAUUUCCGGGGGGAAUCCUGGAUCCUGGAGAAAAUGCAGAGACAGGGUUAAACAGGGAGGUUCAGGAAGAAGUAGGGAUGGAUCUGGGACUCCUUGAAUCAGAUUGGGUGGGGGCCUGGUACUCAGCUCAAGGAAGGAUUCUUAAUCACUUCUUCUGUAAGGAGGUGAGCAGAGAACAAUUUCUUAUGAUGGAAAAAGAGGGAGAAAAAGCACCCGAGUUCGGUGUUGAGAUUUUAGGGCAUAUCAGAGUUCCGUUGUACAGUUAUCAAAACAAGAGAGGUCAGCGUAGUGGAUUUCCUCAAUUUCUUAAGAAUAACUUUUCUGGAAACUCCAGAGAACAGCUUCUUAAAUGUCUGGUAGAGAAAAACGUUCUUUCCUCUGAGGAAGUUGGAGAAGCACUGAGGCUCAGUACAGAGUGUUAGCCAGUAGUAAGCCUGAAUCCCUAUACCCUUGAACCCCUACACCCUGAACCCUUGAACCUCUGAACACCUCAACUUAUUAUCUGACACUGAUAUAAACAGACCUAAAAAGUUAAAACGGCCCCCCCCCCCCUUUUAUUUAACAUUUUUUCAGGCACACUUGCAUUUAAUGAAAUAAAUAUAUCCAAGCAAUAGA